Molecule: messenger RNA, 1188 nt
Organism: Strongylus vulgaris
Lineage: Eukaryota; Metazoa; Nematoda; Chromadorea; Rhabditida; Strongylidae
Source: the annotation of a GenBank genome assembly
GCAUUGAUCACUUAUCUGUACAAGCAAUGUAGAAAGGCCUUGAUGAGGAAGUUAUCUGCGAAUCUGACCUCAUUAUCGUCGCUAGUUCGAGCUCUCUCUGUAUCCUCCGUCUCGUUCGUUGGGCAUGUUCCUUCUGCAGCUCUGGCUCCUCUUCCAAAUUCUAUCAGAUUGGAAGAUAAACACCCUUCCUCACUUGCAGCAGGACUCCCACACUUUGCUGUUGGUAUCUGGCGCAACUGGGGUCGUGACACGUUCAUAGCUCUUCCUGGGUGUCUUCUACGCACUGGAAGAUUUUACGAUGCUAAGAACAUCAUCCUUUCCUAUGCUGGAUGUCUUCGUCAUGGACUUAUACCAAAUCUUCUCGCUGAGGGAAAAGCUUCCCGUUAUAACUGUCGUGACGCUGUCUGGUUCUGGUUGUAUUCGAUUGAGCGCUAUGUCCGACUAGCACCAAAUGGUCAUGAGAUUCUCAAAUGCCCUGUUAGACGUAUCUAUCCACAUGACGACAGCGUAUAUGGAAAUGACGUGCAGAUGCAGCACCUGAUCGACGUGAUGUAUGAAGCGUUGAAUCGACAUUUCGCUGGAAUUGAUUUCAGAGAACGAUAUGCUGGACCUCAGAUUGAUGAGCAUAUGAAAGACGAAGGUGAGGGAAGAUGGCAUCAGUUGGUUGCAGGUUUCAACGUCAAGGUAUUUGUUGAUCGCAAUACAGGCUUUAUUCAUGGUGGUAACAGAUGGAAUUGCGGUACUUGGAUGGACAAGAUGGGAAGUAGCGAAAAGGUGGGUGUCACUUUUGACUUUGAGCUGAGACCAAAUUUCACCAUUGCUCUGGCUACGGUACCAACUUUAAUCGAUCCACACAAGGCUUGGAUGGCUCUUGAUAUGGCGAAAGAGCAUUUGCUAGGUCCAAUUGGAAUCAAAACACUUGACCCAAGUGAUUGGGCUUACCGUGGCGACUACAACAAUAACGACGAUGGAUGUGAUAAAACGAUAGCCAAAGGAUGGAACUACCAUCAAGGCCCCGAAUGGGUUUGGGUGGCUGCAUAUUAUCUACGCGCACGUCUGGCCAUUGGAAAUAUAUUAGGAGGGUCAGAGUGGCUCUCCGCGAGAAAGGAAGUACAGUCAAGGCUAGGAAACUACUAUCGGCACAUCAGGGUUCGCUAUUUCUUGUCCAAUGAUCCCUCACUUUUAUGA